Xenia sp. Carnegie-2017 is the source of this 1708-nucleotide messenger RNA. Its product is annotated as dynein regulatory complex protein 9-like. Bases 403 to 1581 code for a protein of 392 amino acids. The record is from RefSeq and is a predicted model, not a curated record. Gene Ontology annotation, biological process: cilium organization. NCBI's taxonomy places the organism in Eukaryota, Metazoa, Cnidaria, Anthozoa, Malacalcyonacea, Xeniidae. The transcript has 13 exons. Gene Ontology annotation, molecular function: protein binding. Gene Ontology annotation, cellular component: cytoplasm; motile cilium.
GAAAUGGUCAACUUUUAUUUCAUCAAACUUCUCGAACACUUCAUGUGCUAGAAAUCUGACCAUUGUUUGCAGUAAGCUGUUAGAAAUAAAUUUUAAAAUGCUAUAGCAUAUACAAUACUUUGUGUUGUGGACGUGAUCAAUAAUCGUUUUUGUUCAAAAAAGACAAUUUGAUACCUCGAUUGAUCGUAUUGUUGUUGUUGCCAGUUGGCGAUCGAGUUUUGAGUUGUGUUAUCAUUCUUAUGCAAUGAUACUUUGUUAUUUGGUGGAAAGAACUUAUAAAAAGCAAAAUUUAUGUGAAAAAGAGCAUUGUUCCAAAUGAUAACUCAAAGCCUUUUUUCAAUGAAAGACUUUUUGUGUCACCGAUGAUUGUUAACUGAUUGCUGAGGAGAAAGAAAACAAAUAAUGGACGAUAAGCUAUCAGACUUAGAUGCUAUCUAUGUUUCGUGUGUCCUGGAAGACUGUUUAGAUCAGUUGGCCAUUCUGGGGACGAUAAUGCCUUCGAAUUUAGAAAGGCGUGCAAAUGCUGAACAGAUCGUUGACAGUGAGAUAGCUGAAAUUUUAGAAGGUCAAAGACAGCUUGAAAGUAAAUUUGAAAACUUAGUUUUGAAACGCGAGAAAUCAAGAAUGGGAAAAACGCUUCAAUCUCAAAACGUGGAAAACGACAAACGAAUUUUGCAAGCUGCAUCUAAUCUUAGAGAUGGUGCUUUGGAAGUGAGCAGAAGUUUCAAAAAUAAUCCAUUAAGCAACGACAAUAUUGCAAAAACACAAGCUGACAGAAAAUUUUUGCAAGAUGUCAUCCAGGCAACCCUAGAAGAAGUGAAUUCGUCGCAGACCUUUCAGUCUUUAACAGAUGCUGUCAACAGAGAAAUUCAAAAAAAAGAGCAACUACAACAAACAAUACUAAGGGAAGAAGAGAGUCGAAAGGCCGUGAAAACAUUGCAACGUCAGCUUGUUGAAGUCCGUAAACAAAAAGAGCAAGAAAUUCAGCAAAGAAAUGAAAUGAUUGCGCAUCUAAAAGAUCAACUUCAGGAGAUGAAAGCAAAAGCGAGCAUGGAAGGAAAAUACAUCAGAAAGGAUGCUGAUGUACGAGUCAGCAUCACUCAAAAGAUAUGCCAGCAGUCGGAAGACAGUCUGAAACAAGAAUUAGAAAAAUUGCAGUAUAAGAUUGGGGAGGAAUCGCGGGUAAACGAAGAAAUUGAAUCCUACCUUCGCACACAUCAUCAAGAAUUAGAAGAAAAAGUAGAAUAUUGGAUGGAGAAAUAUGACAAAGAUGUCGAAGCUAAGCAACACGAACUAGACGUUCUUAAGGCAUCGAAAGCUCACGAUUUAUCUCGACUUCAAGAGCUUACUCAAAAAUAUUCCGAGUACGAGAAAGUUGUGAUUGAAGACAGGAUAGAAAAAGAGAAAUUACGACGACAGGCUGAACAAGAAGAAGAGGAACUCAAAGCAACUAUCAAUAUUCAAUCGUGGUGGCGUGGUGUCAUGGUUAGAAGACAACUUGGACCGUACAGCUUAAAAAAGAAGAAAAAAGGCAAAAAAGGAAAGUCGGCAAAGAAAGGAGGAAAAGGAAAAAAGAAAUAAUAUACCUUAUUAAUUAAAACCAUGAAUAAAAUUUAUCUUUCUAAUGUUACAAUGCAUAUAAUGCAUAUUUAUAUUGUAAAAAUUACGUUUGCCAAAAAUAAUAAUUGAAAAUUAUCCUCUUUUCCAA